AUGUCUGGCUUCCUCCCAAGUAUCGAGAGCUUCGCCAAAGGCGCGACCGCGACUGCUGCUGGCAUUGGCACCGUUGGUGUUGGCCUCCUCUUCUUCGGCCAAAACUACCUCAUCUACCCCUCCGCUUUUCCGCCUGGUUCCCGCACAGAGGUUCCGGUACCCACCGACUUCGACCUCCCCUAUGAAGAUCUCAUUCUUACCACUCCCGACAAUGUCAAGCUGCGCUGCUAUCUCCUUACGCAGCGUAAAGAGCUUCCCAAUCACGGAGUGCAGCCGCUUGAGGUGGAGGACGAUGAGUCUAACGAAGAGGUACGCAUAUACUCAUUUUCCGCGAAGAGGCCUACUGUCAUCAUGUUUCACGGAAAUGGCGGGAACGUAGGCCAUCGCAUACCGCUUGCCAAAGUGUUCUACGUCCGCAUGCGGUGCAACGUCCUUAUGCUCUCCUAUCGCGGAUAUGGUCUUUCCGAGGGAAAUCCGUCCGAAAAGGGUAUUCGGAUAGACGCGCAAUGCGCACUCGAUCACAUCUUGCAUCACCCACAGCUGUCUCGGACGCCAAUCUUUCUCUACGGCCAGUCCAUCGGUGGCGCCGUGGCGAUCGACCUCGCGACUCGAAACAAGCAUAUCAUGCGGGGACUCAUCCUCGAAAACACGUUUUUGUCGCUGCCCCAGCUAGUGCCCUCCGCGAUGCCCGUGCUCGGGCCCUUCGCGUUUCUCUGCCACCAGAAGUGGGACUCAGCGUCGAAGGUCCCGCUCAUCCCGGCGGAGACCCCGAUGCUCCUGCUCAGUGGCACGCGUGACGAGGUCGUCCCGCCCGAGCACAUGAAGGGCCUCUGGGAGCUCGUCCAGCUUCGCAUCCCGGGCGGGUACCGGGAAGGCCAGUUCGUGCCUCCCGUGCCCCCACCUCCGACCGAAGGCGCCGAUGCCGCGAAGGACGAGAGCGCGAAGACGCAGGGGAAGAGCGACGGCUACUCGCGGUUCGUCGAGUUCGAUUGGGGCUCGCACAACGACACGUGCACGCAGCCUGGGUACUGGACGAGCGUCUCGUCGUUCGUGAAGACGGUAGUGAAGGCGCCGCCUCCACCACCGACGAAGGACUGA
This is a messenger RNA of Epithele typhae, 1098 nucleotides long. RefSeq names its product alpha/beta-hydrolase. The record is from RefSeq and is a predicted model, not a curated record. Lineage: Eukaryota; Fungi; Basidiomycota; Agaricomycetes; Polyporales; Epitheliaceae. Gene Ontology annotation, molecular function: palmitoyl-(protein) hydrolase activity. The transcript has 10 exons. The coding region runs from base 1 to 1098 and encodes 365 amino acids. Gene Ontology annotation, cellular component: membrane.